This is a messenger RNA of Hyla sarda, 1549 nucleotides long. RefSeq names its product cytochrome P450 2W1-like. Gene Ontology annotation, cellular component: intracellular membrane-bounded organelle; cytoplasm. The record is from RefSeq and is a predicted model, not a curated record. Gene Ontology annotation, biological process: xenobiotic metabolic process. The transcript has 9 exons. Lineage: Eukaryota; Metazoa; Chordata; Amphibia; Anura; Hylidae. Bases 1 to 1506 code for a protein of 501 amino acids. Gene Ontology annotation, molecular function: heme binding; iron ion binding; oxidoreductase activity, acting on paired donors, with incorporation or reduction of molecular oxygen, reduced flavin or flavoprotein as one donor, and incorporation of one atom of oxygen.
AUGGCUGGCUUGUUCUCGCUAAUAACAGGUUCUGUCUCCAUAUACCUGGCACUAAGUACAUUACUGAUGCUUAUAUUCUUGGUGCACUUUAUUACUAGACAGAAGAAGUCUCCGUAUAACUUUCCUCCAGGUCCAACGCCGCUACCUCUCAUAGGAAACCUUCACCAAUUGGACUUCAAAAGACAGGACCUCUCUCUGCUGAAGCUUUCAGAAAAAUAUGGCCCCAUAUUCACCAUUCACUUGGGUAUGAAUAAGGCCGUAGUGCUCACCGGACUGGAGACCAUAAAGGAAGCCCUUGUGGAGGAAGCGGACACAUUCUCAGACAGAGCUUUUUUCCCUAUAUUUCAUGAUAUCCAAGGGGGAAAUGGUGUAUUUUUUUCAUCUGGAGAAAUGUGGAGAACUACAAGACGCUUUACAAUAUGCAGUCUGAGGAACCUGGGCAUGGGCAGGAAGCAUAUAGAAAACAAAAUCAUAGAGGAACUGCAGUUUCUGACAGACAAGAUUGAGUCUUAUGCUGGUCAGUCAUUUAAACUAAGAGAAUUUAGCUGUGCUCCUACAAAUAUUACCCUCGCCAUGUUGUUUGGCAGCAGGUUUGACUACAAGGAUCCUGUCUUCAUACAGUUGCUGGAUUUGAUUUACGAAACUUUCAGUUUGCUUGGUUCUCCCUCUUUACAGUUAUAUAACAUGUUUCCAGUGCUUGGAAUAUUUCUGAAGACUCAGAAGAUCAUACUGGAGAAGCUUGAUCAGAUCUGUGAGCUUAUAAAGACCGACAUUCAAUUCAGAAGGGAGAAAAUAGAUGUAAACUGUGUGAGCUCAUUCAUCGAAACUAUGGUUGCCAAACAAGAAGAGGAAAGGAAAAAUAAAGAUUCUCUCUUUCAUGAUAAAAACAUCCUGGCUACAGUACUAGAUCUGGUUAUGGCCGGUACAGAGACCACCUCUACAACACUGCACUGGGGGAUUCUGCUGAUGAUAAAAUAUCCUCAAGUACAAAAAAAAGUUCAAAAAGAAAUCCACUCGAUUCUGGAAUCUAGGCGUCUCCCAAGAUAUGAAGACAGAAAUGCUAUGCCCUAUACCCAAGCUGUGAUACAUGAAAUCCAGAGAUUUGCCAAUGUCAUUCCACAUCUGGCACAUGCCACAUCUACAGACACAUAUUUAAAAGGUUACUAUAUCCCCAAGGGUACAACCGUGAUCCCGCUGCUUACAUCCGUGCUGUAUGACAGACGUCACUGGGAAACUCCAUUCCAGUUUAAUCCCCAACACUUUUUAGAUCAUGAAGGGAAAUUUGUAAACAACGAAGCUUUCGUGCCCUUCUCCACAGGGCGCAGACUUUGCGCAGGAGCGAGUUUGGCGAAGAUGGAGCUGUUCAUAUUUUUAACGGGAUUACUUCAAAAGUUCACCUUUACCCCUCAACACGGUAUGAAGGAAUGUGACUUAGACCUCAAUGCCACCCAAUGUUUCACACUAAGGCCUCAGCUUCAUCUGCAGUGCUGUGCUGUGGUGAAUUGAUCCGUCUAUAGGAGGACGGCACAUUAUCUCUCAGGGCUUGUAC